Molecule: messenger RNA, 1014 nt
Organism: Daldinia vernicosa
Lineage: Eukaryota; Fungi; Ascomycota; Sordariomycetes; Xylariales; Hypoxylaceae
Product: NAD(P)-binding protein
Exons: 4
Coding region: 1-1014 (337 amino acids)
Source: RefSeq, a predicted model, not a curated record
AUGACGUCGAAUCCAGAGUGGGGAGAAAAGACUUCCGGACUAGAGGUCGCCAGGACUUACGCCAAGCAUAUAGAAGGCAGAAAUAUCCUGAUUACCGGCGUGGCGCCAGCAGGUGUCGGUGAAGGAACCGCCAUCGCCUUCGCAUCUCAGAAACCUGCAACUCUGAUCUUAGUAUCAAGGACCAAAGAAAAGCUCGAUAGUGUAGCAUCACACAUUCGGGAAUUAUACCCGGAAGUCGAUGUACGAGUUGUUACAAUUGACUUGGCAUCCCAGGCCUCAAUUCGCAAAGCGGCUGCUGAGGUCACCGGUAUAAUCUCGAAGUUGGAUAUACUAGUGAAUAAUGCUGGUGCCACUUACAAUGCUCGUCGUUGGACAGCUGAGGGGAUUGAGAUACAAUUCGGCGCGAACCAUAUCGGUCCGUUCUUGUUCACGAAGCUCAUGCUCCCUCUCUUGAAAGAAGCAGCUAAACAGUUACCUGCUGGGGCGACUCGAAUCAUCAACCUGUCUAGCCACGGGCAUCGACUAUCUACCAUUCGAUUUCACGACUACAAUAUUGAAAACAAGGAGAUCCCUGAAGAAGAGAAGCCUUUCUCUCCUUUACCUCCUGCCUUCGGAAGGGUCCAAGAGGAUGGAUACAUGCCUACUAUUGCGUAUGCUCAAAGCAAAACGGCCAACAUACUGUUCACGCUGUAUCUCCAAGAGCACUUACAGGCGAAUGGGAUUAUGUCGUAUGCCGUACACCCAGGAGGUGUCGAUAGCCAGCUUGGUCGAGAACACGACGAUGAGAUGGCUGAUGCUAUUGCGAAGACGUCCAUGUUCUGGAAAAACUGCGACCAAGGCGCGUCGACGACUCUUGUUGCAGCGCUAGACCCGGCGUUGAAUACUCGCGGUGGCCUCUACUUGUCCGAUUGUCAGUUCUUUCCCAGCGCAGACUUCGCUAAGGAUCUCAACCUAGCCGAGCGUCUUUGGCACUUAAGUGAGGAUCUGAUUGGGGAGAAGUUCAAUCUCGAGUAA